AUGCGUCGAGUAGAAUCAUAUUUACAUUCAUCAACAUUAGCACCAUUAAUUGAAAAACUUGAACAAAUAUUCAUUCUUGAUCAACUUGAAGCAAUCUAUACUGAAGCAAAAACACUUUUAUGCGAUGAAAACUAUUCAGAAAAUUUUCGUCCAAAAGCUAUUAAAUUUAUUGAACGAAUCAGUGCCACUGCAAUUGAUGCUCCGACAGAGUAUGUUAAAUUAGUUCUUAAAAUUCAUAAUGAAUUCUUUAAAGUUGCACAAAAUUUUUUUAAUAAUGACGAACAUUUUAUUGCUGUUGUUGAUAAGAUUUGUAGAAAUUUUAUUAAUAAUAAUGUAUUAACAGAAGCUGCCGAUAAUGCAAGAAAACCAGCUGAAUUAUUAGCCCGAUAUUGUGAUAUACUUUUACGAAAGGGAAGUGAAAUUGAACAAGAAGUCGAUCAGAUUAUGAUAGUUUUUGAUUAUGUCAAAGAUAAAGAUGUUUUCGAAAAAUUUUAUCAUAGAAUGUUAUUCAAACGUUUAUUAUGUAACGUAUCAAUAUAUCAAAUGGGUAUUUUACUUCUAUUUAAUAAACUUUCAAGUUGGACAGUUGAACAAAUGCAAGAUGAAACACAAAUCAAAAUUGAUUUAUUCUUGCAAGUUCUUUAUAGUUUAUUGAAAAGUAAAUUGAUUAAAUGUUAUGAAAUCAAUGAUGAUCAACUUGAUAAAGGUUUUAAUGCAAGUUAUAUUAAAAUGAAUUAUACUAUUCAUAUAAAUGAAAAUUUUCGUAGUAAAAAAACACGACUAAAUUUGAAUGUACCAUGCAAAUCAGUCGAACAACAAGACACUGAAAAUUUAUAUCGAACAAUUGAUGAUGAUCGACGAACCAUUAUUCAAGCUGCAAUUGUUCGAAUAAUGAAAGCUCGACUAACUUUAAAAUAUGCAUUACUAGUACAAGAAGUUAUUCAACAAUUAAGUUCACGUUUCGAACUCAGAAUACCGAUGAUCAAAAAAUGUAUUGACAUAUUAAUUGAAAAAGAAUAUAUUGAACGGCACCCAAAUGAAUAUGGUAUGCUACGUUACUUGGCUUAA
Molecule: messenger RNA, 1068 nt
Organism: Rotaria sp. Silwood1
Lineage: Eukaryota; Metazoa; Rotifera; Eurotatoria; Philodinida; Philodinidae
Source: the annotation of a GenBank genome assembly